Elaeis guineensis (African oil palm) is the source of this 2430-nucleotide messenger RNA. Its product is annotated as subtilisin-like protease 4. The record is from RefSeq and is a predicted model, not a curated record. Lineage: Eukaryota; Viridiplantae; Streptophyta; Magnoliopsida; Arecales; Arecaceae. Gene Ontology annotation, molecular function: serine-type endopeptidase activity. Gene Ontology annotation, biological process: proteolysis.
UCUCAUCAACUCCAGAUGGACGACCACAAGCUACAAGUUCUCUUCUUUGCUAUCCUUUCGUUUUAUUGUCUAACUCCUCCAAUGAGCCAUGGCCAGCUGCUUCCCAUAGUCGAAGAAGAUGCAGCAAAGAUCCAAACCUACAUUGUCCAUGUUGAAAGGCCCGAGGGGCCGGAGUUACUUAGUAGCGAAGAUCUGGAGAGCUGGCACAAAUCCUUCCUGCCGAACACCACUCUAGACUCCGGCAAGCCACGGCUCAUCUACUCAUACCGUGAUGUCAUCAGUGGAUUCGCCGCGAGGCUGACUCCACAGGAAGUGAAAGCCAUGGAAGCAAAGAAGGGAUUUCUAUACGCUCACCCAGACAAACUGCGCCCGCUCGCAACAACCUACACCCAUAAGUUCCUGGGGCUGAACAACUGGACUGGCGGCAUAUGGUCGAACACCUUGUUUGGACAAGGAAUUGUCAUCGGCGUCCUCGACACCGGCAUCCUCCCGACACAUCCUUCGUUCCAUGACGGGGGAAUGCCGCCCAAGCCGGUCACAUGGAAUGGGAACUGCGAACGUCUUAGUGGCGUCAGGUGCAACAGAAAGAUCAUCGGCGCCAUAGCAUUCAAUGGUGGGCUUUUGGAUUCGGUCAUCGACACCGAUGGGCACGGCACGCAUGUGGCCAGCACGACAGCUGGAAACUUUGUCGGUGAUGCCUCGGUUCUGGGCAUGGCCGAAGGCACAGCUGCUGGGAUGGCACCAAAGGCUCACUUGGCUAUCUACAAAGUAUGCUUCCAGAAUGGCUGUUUCGACUCCGACUCAUUAAAAGCCAUAGAACAAGCGAUCCAUGACGGCGUCGAUGUGCUCUCGAUGUCCAUUGGUGGAGACAGGACCCCAAGCUUUGACCUUGAUGGCAUUGUGCACGGUUCACUGUCAGCGCUAUCUCAUGGCAUAUCGGCCGUCGCAGCCGCCGGCAACCAUGGCCCGAGUGAAAGCUCAUUGUCCCACGACGCACCGUGGGUUCUGACGAUCGGAGCAAGCUCCACCGACAGAAAAAUAAGGGCGACAGUGAGGCUUGGAGAUGGAACAGAAUUGGAUGGCGAAUCCGCAUACCAGCCCAGCUCGUUCAACGCCUCCGGGCCGUGGCCGAUUGUCUUCCCUGGAGAAUAUGGAGAUAGUGACAAAGUAUUCUGCCUUGAGAACUCUUUGGAUAACAUAGAUGUUAGAGGUAAGAUCGUGUUAUGUUGGGAGGGAAAUCUAGAGAACGUUGAGAAGGGCAAGGUGGUAUAUGACGCUGGAGGAGCUGCAAUGGUACUUGGUAGCCUACCAGACUCAGGGUAUACCACCUCUGCUGAACCCCAUGUCCUUCCAGUCUCUCAUCUAAGCUUCAUGGAUGCGACAGCGUUUCGAGAUUACUACUAUUCAGGAUCAACGUCCAAAAGCUUCACUCCUAAUGCAACGAUUAUCUUCAAGGAAACAGUUUUCGGAUACCGACCAUCUCCAGGCGUUGCUUCGUUCUCUUCCAGAGGCCCGGCUACGAUGAAUGGUGGCAUCCUGAAGCCCGACGUCCUCGCUCCCGGCGUGAACAUUCUGGCAGCGUGGCCAUUCGACGUCGGGCCGAACCCCUCGGCCUUAGCUACCAAGACUUUCAAUUUCUUGAGUGGCACAUCGAUGGCAACACCUCACGUGUCCGGAAUCGUCGCGCUGAUAAAGAGCAAGCACAGAAACUGGCCGCCGGCCUACAUCCAGUCAGCGAUUAUAACUUCGGCUCGUGAUCUAGACCUCGACGGCAACCUCAUCGUCGAUGAGAAUUCCAACGAGACUGCCGGUAUCUUCGCGACCGGUGCCGGACAGGUGAAUCCAGAAGGAGCCCUGGAUCCAGGCCUCGUCUAUAACAUCGACCCGGCAGAUUACGUCGGUUAUGUUUGUGGUUUGGGUUACUCGGACUACCAGGUUUCGAUUCUCUUCAAUCGGAGGAUUCGAUGCUCCACUGUGCAAACUAUCGAUGCACCAUCGCUGAACUACCCCUCGAUCAUGGCGUCGCUGCCACGCAAUUCGCGGCAGGCCGUGACAGUUGAACGAACGGUGACGAAUGUCGGCGACGCCAACUCAGUUUACAUUGCUAGGAUCACUGAACCGGCAGGAGUGAGUGUGUAUCUCUCCACGUACCAGCUAGGUUUCUAUAGGCAAGGCCAGGAAAUGAGUUUCCAAGUGACUGUAUGGGUCUCUGGUUCUGGUGCGGGGAAUAACUCGACCGCAAGAGGAAAACUGGAAUGGGUUUCAAACAAGCAUGUCGUGAAGAGCCCCAUCGCCAUUAAGUUCGUCUGAGACCCCAUAACAGGCUCCGCCUACACAAAUAAAGUGGAGGGGAGAGUCCACUCCCCUGUUUCUCGGAUAUCUAAUUACCGAUCGCUUAAUUAUGCCGCUAUAAUAAAAACUUUCAGUUAG